Messenger RNA from Boeremia exigua, 2396 nucleotides. RefSeq names its product general substrate transporter. Lineage: Eukaryota; Fungi; Ascomycota; Dothideomycetes; Pleosporales; Didymellaceae. Gene Ontology annotation, cellular component: membrane. Gene Ontology annotation, biological process: carbohydrate transport; transmembrane transport. The record is from RefSeq and is a predicted model, not a curated record. The transcript is spliced from 4 exons. Bases 312 to 2054 code for a protein of 580 amino acids. Gene Ontology annotation, molecular function: carbohydrate:proton symporter activity.
UGAUCAAAGGCGGCUUGGUAGCGUUGAGGCGAACUCAAUUCGUGACAAUCACCCGACCGCCCUCUCCGCGACCCCAGGAGCUAGCCGUGUCCACGGCGCAGCCAGUCCUUAAUCGGCUAGCAAACAUGCGCCGCAAGUGCAGCCCGGAUUACGGUUGUUCGAUCCCCAAUCUCCAGCUUUGUUAUUAAACUUGAGGGGACCCCGUGGUGUUACCCUUUGCUCCUCGUCCCUGCUACGUGCAAUUCCUCUUUGCCCUGCGCUCUGAUAGCACGCAUCACUUACAUAGUGUACACGCUCCACUCAUAAUCAUCAUGGACCACUCCAACGAGAAGUCCGAGGAGGACGGCCGCCGCCGCGCAUCUAUCAAUGCUACCACCGAUAUCACCAUGACUGAGGCGCCCGUUACCUGGAAGGCCUACCUGCUCUGCGCUUUUGCCUCCUUUGGUGGUAUCUUCUUCGGUUAUGAUUCCGGUUACAUCAACGGCGUCCUCAACUCCCCUCUUUUCAUCGAGGAAGUUCAGGGUCCUGUCUGUCCUCAAGGUCUUGAUACCCCCGGUGGUCUCUGCGCCAUUAGUGGCAGCAACACAUCGCUCAUUGUUUCUAUUCUCUCUGCUGGUACAUUCGUCGGUGCUCUGAUCGCUGGUGAUGUCUCCGACAUGAUGGGCCGCAAGUGGACCAUUGUCAUGGGCUGCGUUAUCUACAUCAUUGGUGUGGUUAUGCAGAUGGCUGCUAACGGCCGUGAUCUCCUUGUCGCUGGUCGUGCUAUCGCUGGUGUCGGUGUCGGUUUCGAGUCUGCCAUUGUCAUUCUCUACAUGUCCGAGAUCUGCCCCAAGAAGGUGCGCGGCGCGCUUGUGUCUGGCUACCAAUUUUGUAUUACCAUCGGGUUACUGCUUGCUGCCUGCGUCAACUACGCAGUGCAGGACCGCGGCGACACCGGUGAAUACCGCAUUCCUAUCGGUAUCCAGUUUGCUUGGGGUAUCAUCUUGGGUGUCGGUGUUGCGUGCCUGCCUGAUUCCCCUCGCUACUUCGUUAAGCGCGGCCACACAGACAAGGCCAGGGCUGCCCUCCUGAAGGUCCGAGGUGUCCACCCCACAAAGCCUGAUGCCGAGCACCUCAGGGCUAUGGUUGACUUUGAGCUUGCUGAGAUCAUUGCCAACGAGGAGUACGAGCGCGAGCUGACACCCGCUGGCGGUUGGCUCGCUGGCUGGAUGAACUGCUUCAAGGGAUCUCUCUGGCAGUCCAACUCUAACCUUCGCAAGACCAUCCUGGGUACCUCUCUUCAGAUGAUGCAGCAGUGGACUGGUGUCAACUUCAUCUUCUACUACUCCACCCCCUUCCUGCAGUCGACUGGCGCUAUCUCGAACACCUUCUUGAUCUCGCUGAUCUUCACCCUCGUCAACGUCUGCUCGACCCCGCUCUCCUUCUACGGCAUGGAGAAGUUUGGUCGCCGCACACUUCUGCUGUACGGUGCCUUCGGCAUGUUGAUCUGCCAGUUCUUGACUGCCAUCAUUGGUGUUACCCAGGGCUUCAACAACUCCUCCACCCUUGCUGAUGGCACGACUCGUGCCAACAACAUUUCGGCCGUCAACGCUCAGAUUGCGUUCAUCGCCAUCUUCAUCUUCUUCUUCGCUACCACCUGGGGUCCUGGCGCUUGGGUCCUCAUCGGCGAGGUCUUCCCUCUCACCAUCCGUUCGCGUGGUGUUGCGCUCUCCACGGCCUCCAACUGGCUCUGGAACACCAUCAUUGCCGUUAUUACUCCUUACAUGGUUGGUGUAAAAGAGGGCAACCUCCGCUCUUCCGUCUUCUUCAUCUGGGGUGGACUUUGCACUGCCGCAUUCGUCUACACUUACUUCCUCGUCCCCGAGACCAAGGGCCUGUCCCUUGAGCAGGUCGACCAGAUGAUGGCCGAGACAUCCCCCCGUACCUCCGCCGCAUGGCGCCCAACUCACACCUUCGCGGAGACCAGCCUGCAGAAGGGCGGCGCGGCCCAGACCGAGGGUGGCCAGGUCUACAUUGAUACCGAGAAGAACAAGCGCACUGCGUCUGUUCACUAAAUUGCUGUCUACAGCGCCCCCGGCUCCGUCUUGAUGACGGUACGGUGGCUUUGUGCAGUAGUCCACUCGGUCUCAGGCACACAGCGCAAGGACUCAGGCGUUGCUACCCUAUCGGUUGCGCGCAUAGGUCCCCAGUCGCGUUAAUGUUGCUAUUCAUGAGCUCAUGUAUCCCACGUCUCCCACGUAACUCACGUAUAAUCCACUUCCAUACUACCACAGUGCUCCUCUAGGACACUUGACUAGCCUAAUACUAUAAAUGAACACAUACAUUGUUCCAGAACGCUUCUGUCUGACACCCACAUGCACACCUCCCCAUUUCUCUCGUAACAUCUUGAUCAAACA